CUUCUCUGCGCCACGCCAGGCCCCAUGCUGCUUUGCAGGGUUCUGCUGUUUUUCGUUCCCUGUGUUGGGCAAACUGUCUGGCUGUACCUCCGAGCCUCGCCAGACCCCGUGUUUGAGGGAGACCCCCUGACUCUGCGAUGUCACGGAUGGAAGAACACGGCCCUGUCCUGGGUGAAGUUCUACAAAAACGGAAAAUUACUCCAAAAGCCCAGGACCAGAUGGUCCCUGUUCAUGGGGACAGCUACACUGGAGAGCAGCGGCCACUAUAGCUGCUCUGGGAAGGUGGGCUACAUCCCACACCUGGGCACACAAACUUCAGAGAUGGUCAUGGUUCAAGUCCAAGAGCUGUUCCCGCCUCCUGUGCUGAGCGCUGUCCCCUCCCCCGAGCUCUGUGAGGGGAGCCCGCUGACCCUGAGAUGCCAGACGAAGUUGCACCCCCAGAAGUCGGCCUUGAAGCUCUUCUUUUCCUUCUACAGAGAUGAGAGCACCUUGCAGGACUGGGGCCCCCACCCAGAGCUUUCCCUCCCAGGAGCCCAGGAGGGAGACUCUGGGCUUUACUGGUGCCAGGCCACCUCUGAGGGUGGUGUGACCCAGAAGCAGAGCCCCCCGCUGGAGGUCAGGGUGCAGGCUCCUGUGUCCCAGCCUCUACUCACCCUGAGACCUGGCCCCACCGGCCUUGCUGUGGGGGCCGUGGUGGAGCUCCUCUGUGAGGCCCAGGAGGGCUCCCCUCCAAUCCUGUACUCAUUCUACCUGGACGGGAGGAUCCUAGGGAACAUCUCAUCUCCCUAUGGAAGAGCCACCUCCUUCCCCGUCACCGUGAUGUCAGAGCAGGAUGCCAGAUACUCCUGCCGGGCAGAGAACUACGUCUCUGGAGAGACAAGUGAGCCCAAGAUAUUCUCCCUGGAUGCACUCGUGGCCACCCCUACUCAGGGCUUAUCUGCCCCCGUCAGUCCCCACUGGCUGGUUCCUGGGCUGUCCGUGAGCCUGUUUGGCGUGCUGGUCAUCACCACGGUGCUUCUGGCUUACUUCAGACCCUGGAGAAAACCUGGGCCCCCUCCGUCUCAGAAUCCUCCCCUGGCCCCCGGUGGAGAGCUGGAUGCACUGUAUGGCAAAGUUCAUUGGCAGAAUGAGAAUGAAGAAGAUGGUGAUUACUCUGCAGUAUACACAGCCCCACGGGAGACUAAAGCCCGGCCUGCUGCCUCAGCCUCGGGAACUCAGGACACUUCUGUCAUCUACACGGAGGUGAAACACUCGCGGCUUGGUGAGCUUCCAGCCAGGAAGCCGAAUCCGAGAAGCAGGGCCCACAGAGUUCUCCCUGGUCACUUCGAAGAGGUCCUCCUCUACUGA
Hyaena hyaena (striped hyena) is the source of this 1347-nucleotide messenger RNA. RefSeq names its product Fc receptor-like protein 6. Bases 25 to 1347 code for a protein of 440 amino acids. The transcript has 10 exons. Gene Ontology annotation, molecular function: transmembrane signaling receptor activity. NCBI's taxonomy places the organism in Eukaryota, Metazoa, Chordata, Mammalia, Carnivora, Hyaenidae. The record is from RefSeq and is a predicted model, not a curated record. Gene Ontology annotation, biological process: cell surface receptor signaling pathway.